GUCACAGUAUGCGGUUUCGGACGCAGCCAACAGCAGCAACAGCAGCAGCAGCAACAACAACAACGACAACUUCCCGACAUGCAAUGCGGCGCGCCAAUUCGUGUAUACAGUGAGGAAGUGUAUGUUAAAGUCACUUACUAGCCUAAUGUGAACUAUUUUCUCUGUUAUUAUCCAAGUCCCUUGGAUGCUGUAAGUCUUUUUCGUUUUAAAAUCCAGCGGUCGUAGUGACGGUUAAUUUAAUCUAUAUAGCAUUAGUCUUUAUUGCUCUUAAUGUUAGUUUGUUCAUAGCCAGACAAAGAGGUUAAAUGGGCAUAUAACGUUAGUCCGAGGAAAACCUCCUUUGUUUUGCCUACACAUGUUUACAUCAAAAGCAGAGGAUUACACUUGGGUCACAGAGCAUCCCCGAAGGAUGAGCAGCAGGACAAACAAACCAGCUGAACUCUUUGAAGAUUUAUGGAGGCAGCUUAGAGAGUGCCACCAGAAUGCACUACAAGAACUGGAGGCAAAAGUGAGGAAGCUGAAAAGGGAGCGCUGUUUAGAUGCUGAGAAGCUUGAGGUAUUUCACAGUCGCAACCAACAGCUGAAAGAGCAAAAUGAAGCCCUGCAGAAUGCCAUUGGUCUUUUGGAGGAAAGGUAA
This is a messenger RNA of Monopterus albus (swamp eel), 637 nucleotides long. Its product is annotated as DNA endonuclease RBBP8-like. Lineage: Eukaryota; Metazoa; Chordata; Actinopteri; Synbranchiformes; Synbranchidae. Bases 356 to 637 code for a protein of 93 amino acids. The record is from RefSeq and is a predicted model, not a curated record. The transcript has 4 exons.